Molecule: messenger RNA, 1281 nt
Organism: Volvox carteri f. nagariensis
Lineage: Eukaryota; Viridiplantae; Chlorophyta; Chlorophyceae; Chlamydomonadales; Volvocaceae
Exons: 7
Coding region: 1-1281 (426 amino acids)
Molecular function (GO): metal ion binding; lactoylglutathione lyase activity
Source: RefSeq, a predicted model, not a curated record
AUGGCGGUGGUGGUGGUGGUGGUGUCCCGUGGUGGACCCACCCCGGUGAUAUCCCGUUGGCCGUUUUUCGACGUUCGGUUGGAGGUUGGUCCCGUGGAGGUGUCGGGUGGUGGUAGUUGGCGCGCCGAGCUGGGAACGGAGGUUGGGCUGCGCGGGAGCACCACCCGGGAGCAUCCCGAGAGGCAACAGCAGGAAGAGGAGGAGGGGGAGGAGGAGGAGGAUGUUUGUCAGGAUGUUGGUAAUGUUGCGAUGAUGGAACACAUCAAUCUGGAGGUCCCGGAUCUGGAGGUGGCCCGGCUGUUCUACGGGGAGGGGUUGGGUCUCACCGCCGACCCUGGCACCUCCGGGCCUCAGAGGGGGGGGCUGCAUGUGAUGUGGUACAACUGCGGAAGGCAACAGGUGCUGCCCUCCGGGGGUUCCGUGGUGGGCCUGGUGAUGCCGGGGGAGGUGGCGGAGGUGGCGGAGAGGAUGGAGGGUGUACGGAAGCUGCUGGGGGACGUGGCACUCACCCACGCCGGAGGCGAUACCCUAGAGGUCGUCGACCCGUACGGCAAUACCUUCGCCGUACAUUCCUCCUUGCCGUACUUCCCCCGGGGCCGCCGGGGCAUCGCGUAUGUGCAGCUGCCCUGCUUCCCUGGCACGGCGCGCCACAUCGCCACCUUCUACGCGACCAGGCUGGGUGCCCGCUGCCGCGUCAGUGAACAAGACCCCACCACCACCUCCACCACCUCCACCACCGCUACCACGACCCCGGCGGCAGCGCUUACAGCCACAAGUAGGGGCAGUGGCCGCGGCGGUGGCGGCGGUGGCGGCGGUGGCGGGUCCCGGUUCCCCCUCCGUGCCGAGGUGGUGGUGGGCCCGGGUCAGAAGCUGGUGUUUGUGGAGCAGAGCCGCCUGGGAGCCGGCUCCCGGGAGGAUGUGGCACCACCCAACCGCUUCAUCCUGAACCCCCAAAAGGCAGUGACGUCCUUGUUCGGCGGCUGGCACCUAGCCAUGUACGUGGCGGACUUCUCCCGUACAUUCCGUGCCGUACACCACCCCAACCGACCGCCGUUCAACGAGCACCCGUACAGGGACAAGUACGGCAACCUUCAAGACGCGCUCCGGAACCGGCAGUUCCGCUUUCAGGACAUAAUUGCGACGGAGCCGGGGGCUGAGGGUGAUGGGAAGGGGGAGGGGGAUGAGGAGGUGCUGCUGUACCGCAUCAGCCACGAGAUACGCAGCCUGCACCAUCCGCUGUACGGUAGACCGCUGUACGGCAGGGAGACCGGAUUCGUCUGA